Molecule: messenger RNA, 873 nt
Organism: Ipomoea triloba (trilobed morning glory)
Lineage: Eukaryota; Viridiplantae; Streptophyta; Magnoliopsida; Solanales; Convolvulaceae
Exons: 2
Coding region: 100-483 (127 amino acids)
Source: RefSeq, a predicted model, not a curated record
AGUGCGAUCUGUCAGACAAGCAGAGCAGCACUUGACGUAUAUAUAUAUAGAGAGAGAGAGGCAGAGAGAGAGAGAUUAAUAGUGAGUCAGUCCAUCAGGAUGAAUACUAGUACCGACAGAGAUGUCACCUACAGGUGUGGGUGUUGCGGAUACGCACUGAACCUGAGCUCCUGCAACCGCAAUACCUGUGUUAUUGGGUCGGGAUACGACAAGGCCAUGAAGAGAGGGGUUAUCUCAUUCUUGUGUAUUGAUGAGACCAGAUUCACCCACAUCACUAAAUUCCGUUGCUUGCCUUAUUUCAGCUCCAAACACUCGUGGGGUCUCUUUCGCCGCCACACCAAGCUGCUCUGCCGGGAGUGUGGAACCUACAUUGGUACUGCUGCUGCAUCAUAUUCUUCACUCAACCCACAAUCACAACAAUGGGAUGGCCUUUCUGCAUGCCAAACCUAUGACAUCAACAUUUGUUCAUUGACACCAUCAUAGUCCCCCUCCCCAAGAAGCAGCAGCAGCUCUUUAAUUUCCAAGAUUUAUUCUCAGCAAGUGAAUAAAACAACCACGAGCUACAAUUCAUUUCAACAAUUUGUUUAUACUGCACACUGUUUUGCUGCAAUUCAAUAAAAUAAUUCUUUUUCAAGGGGGGUGUGGGGUGUGGGAGGUGAGGAAACAGGGCAAAAGCUACAAACAAACAAUUCAUUUCAACAAUUUUUGUGACUUUUGAAUUUUGAUGAUGGUUACUCAAAAGCUGAUAAGACUUCUUAGCUAGCUAUACUAUAUGCUAUCAUCAUCAUCAUGUAUGUACAACAGAGGCAUUGGUUGCUACCAAACCAAAGCUUUUAAGGAAAACAAUAAAUAAUGUAUCUUCUAGAUGUGUCA